UCUAGGAUUAUUUUCGUGCUUCAGCAGUUCAGGCUGUUCAGCUUCUUCCGAUUAUUUUGUGAUUUUGUCAAACAUUCUUGUACCUGUCAUUCGGUCUCGGUCAUUUGAAGCUUGAACGUACUCCAGUUUCUGAUCGAACCAAAUUGGCUUCUAAGGUUUCUUAUUCUACAAUCUACAGGAGUGGAGGAAAGAGAUGUUUUUAUGAGUACUUGAAGUGCUCUUGCUUGAGCCUUGAGGCAAUUAAAAGGGGAGGUUUUGCUGUUGUUCUGGGGUUUCUUCGCUUGUAGGGUUUCUCUAACGAUUGCAGAUUCAAGGAACCAUGGCUAACUACUAAAUUCCCCAUUCGUUUUUAAUAUUAUUGGGGGAUUUUUUUUUAAUUUUUUAGUAGUUUCAUUUUACCAAAUUUCAAUUCUUUGUUGGCUUUCUCGGAUUUGAGAAAUUGGGCUUGGUUUGAAUACCCCGGAGAGAUGACAUACAAUGCCGAUGAUGAUGUGGUUCCGGAGAUGAAGCUACAGAUGGGGGAUGAAAAUGGGGAUUAUGUGAGAUUGGAAUGCUCGAAUGAUUGCGAAGCGGGUGGAUUGGAAAGGACGGAGUCUCCAUCAUCUCCUAUUGGGUGCAGAUCCUUUUGGGGCAGAUCUUUCUGGUGGUGGGCGAAGGUGAUUCUAGCAUGCAUUUGCUUGGGAUUGCUCACCGCUGCUUUCCUCAUCUGGGCCGUGCCUUUCGUCCUUGACAAGGUGGUUAUCCCGAUCUUAGAUUGGGAGAUGACAACAUUCAGCCCACCAGUGCUUGGAGUUAUACUCUUUGUUUCUAUAGCAUUAUUCCCUACUCUAUUGUUGCCAUCUUCACCUUCCAUGUGGGUGGCUGGGAUUACAUUUGGUUAUGGUCUUGGCUUCCUGUUAAUUAUAGCAGGGGUGGCCGUGGGCGUGUCAUUGCCAUAUUUCAUUGGUUCCUGUUUUCAUCAUAAAAUUCAGAGGUGGCUGGAAAAAUCACCAAAAAAAGCUGCAAUUAUAAGAUUAGCUGGUGCAGGAGAUUGGUUUCAUCAGUUUCGAGCAGUUACCUUACUGAGGAUUUCUCCAUUUCCAUAUAUUAUAUUCAAUUAUGCUGUUGUUGCAACAAAUGUUAAGUAUGGCCCUUACAUACUGGGAUCAUUGGUGGGAGUGGUGCCUGAAGUUUUUGUUACAAUCUACAGUGGUAUUCUAAUCAGGACGUUGGCGGAUGCUGCACAUGAAAAGAGGUCCCUCUCAACACAGCAGACCAUCCUCAACAUUGCCGGGUUUUGUGGGACAAUUGCCGUGACCGUAGCCAUCACACUAUAUGCAAAGCGCCAACUCAAGAAACUUAGGAAAGAAGAGGUACCAUUGUUAGAGUAGGCAUUAGAUUUGAUAGCCGGAGAGGUGUCUGCCGGCCAUGCCUUGUCGAGCCGUGUCUAAACCAAGUGCUACUAUGUGCUUAGUGAUAUAUUUCUACAUCACUGAGUGAUCACUCACUUGAUUGGAACUGACAGGAGCGGGAUGGGGAGUUGCUGAUGCCACGUCAAUUUGUUUGGAGAGGGGGGAGGGGGGUAUACAGGCAAGUGUAUAUAUAUGACAUUAAUAUAUUAGUGUAUGAAAAGCAGAAAACUUAAUAGCAAAGUAGAUGUGAACGUUACUGACUUGUUGGGAAAGUGGGUAGAAAAAAGGAAAAGAAAAUGAAAGAGAGAAAGCAUAAUUUACAAGGUUAGAAAGGGGCGAAUUCCAUUUGGUCUUGUUGAAUUGUUGUGUGAUGACCAAGUCCGGAUGAAGUCAACUAGGAUGCCAUACAGAUACAGACAUCAAGAAAACAAAUCAAAAGUGUGUGGGAAUGUGGGUCUAGGUUUGGUUUCCCUUCCCACUCCUUGCCCUUGGUAGGGACUAGGGAAGUGGUAGGAGGGAGGAUACUCUUUGUGACUCCUUCAGUUCUUUGUUGGGGAGACCCUUGCCCUGGGUUUCAGGCUUUCAGAUGGGUUGGGUGAUUUUAUUCCUUUUCCUGUUCCUGGCGUCAGACUUUGCUGUCGUCAAUGUCCAGGCCUCCUGCCUAUAGUGCUCGUCCUGGGGGUGGUUCUAUCUCUUCUCUACUUACACUCGUAUCCGUAUGUGACCAAGAAUUCUUUUGACCGGUUUGUUAUUGUUUAUUGAUAAUAACCAAAAAAAAGUAUAUGAGAAUCUCGAAGGUUUUUUAAAUAUUGAUUGGCUUAUGAAGAACUCCCAUAUCCUAUUCCUAUCCAUGAUCUCAUAGUUGUUGAACGUAGAAGUUGGUGGAAUGGUAUAUCUCCGUUCUCCGUAGGACUGAAUUGUGGUGGACUGUCAGCUCUCAAGCCCAGCAGCUUUUUUCUGUUUCUUGUCUGAUUAGUUUCUAGAACUACUACUGAAUGGAAAAGGAUAUUUUGAGAGAGAGAGAUGUUUUAGGGACAUGUAUGGAUAAAAAGUGUGAGUAUGUUUGAAGCAUCUAUGUUAAUGGCUUAUAUGAAAUAUGAGAAAAGCUAUUGUCUAUUGGGAUA
Molecule: messenger RNA, 2515 nt
Organism: Nelumbo nucifera (sacred lotus)
Lineage: Eukaryota; Viridiplantae; Streptophyta; Magnoliopsida; Proteales; Nelumbonaceae
Source: RefSeq, a predicted model, not a curated record